Messenger RNA from Suillus plorans, 1482 nucleotides. RefSeq lists its product as uncharacterized. Gene Ontology annotation, molecular function: oxidoreductase activity, acting on the CH-OH group of donors, NAD or NADP as acceptor. The transcript has 8 exons. The coding region runs from base 245 to 1168 and encodes 307 amino acids. The record is from RefSeq and is a predicted model, not a curated record. NCBI's taxonomy places the organism in Eukaryota, Fungi, Basidiomycota, Agaricomycetes, Boletales, Suillaceae.
GUUCCAGCAAUCACAGGACAUGUGAAAUACGAUUCCAAAACAUCACAACGUCGGUGAUGAGCUCGGGCUCCAAACUCUCGCGAACGUGAAUAAACGUUAGUGCAUUAUGCACACGCGGAUUUCACGAGUUAUUGGCUUCGGGAAUGACUAUAGCCGAGCCGGAUUCUGAUAAGAAGCUCGAAUGAGUCAGUUCGCGACUUGUAACAAUUGUUGACAUAGCACACUCACCGACGAAUAUAUACUUAUGGCAGGCCGUCUCGCACAGGUGUCCGGUCACCUCAGCAAUGCACAUGGACGCGGGCUUCUCUCUGGAGAGGUAGCUAUCAUUACUGGUAGCGGACAGGGUAUCGGGCGCAGCGCAGCGCUGCUGUUCGCAAAGGAAGGCGCCAAGGUUGUAGUCAGCGAUAUUGACGCCAAGAAGGCUGCGGACGUAGUGAACGAGAUCAAGGCGGCAGGUGGCGACGCAAUAUACGUCGCAGGAGAUGUUGGAGCAGACGACUUCCCACAGACAAUCGUGGACGCAACUGUAAAGCAGUAUGGCAAGAUUAACCACAUCGUGAACAACGCUGGUUUCACACACGACAAGAUGAUUCACACCAUGCCAGACGAGACAUACGACGUUAUCAUGAAAAUCCACGUCCGCGCACCCUUCCGCCUUAUUCGUGCUGCUGCACCUUAUUUCCGAGUCAAGAGCAAUACGCCUGAAAACCGUUCUAUCAUUAACGUUUCUUCGACGUCUGGUUUGCAUGGAAAUGUUGGCCAAGCAAAUUACGCUGCUGCAAAAUCUGCGGUUGUAGGUCUCACCAAGACUAUUGCAAAGGAGUGGGGACCAUUUGGUGUUCGUGCGAAUACCAUUGCAUUUGGCCUCGUGCACACUCGGUAUGACAUGUCGAACUUUCACACUAGAUUGCACCUGACAAUAUGCAGGUUGACCGCAGCAAAAGAGGACGGUGCAACCAUUGAGAUUGACGGCCAGAAGGUUGCACUGGGCAUUCCCGGAGCAAGGCAGCGCGCUAUUUCUCAGAACGUUAGUGCUUUCGUGGAUAUUCCUCUGCAGAGAGGUGCCACUGCGGACGAGGCAGCCGCAGGCAUGCUUUUCCUUGCUUCACCGCUUGCGUCGUACGUGUCUGGCCAUACGCUGGAGGUGACAGGCGGGCGAGGAAUCUAAUGUCGCAUUCUAUCUCAUAGCAACCAUAUGCUGUGCAGUUGUAUUGUUUUGCGACGUUUCUUCAUUGCUAGUAGGACUCUAUUGGAACUUCAGACAAUUCACAAACGGAACGAUUAUCCACUAAACGUAUCGUUCUCAUGUCUUGUACUGAUGAGUACAGCGAGGGAAGUGAUAGGUCCAUCGGCAAUCUCACCUGGUAGAGCCAAGUACUCUAGAAAUUGAAAGUAAAAGUUGGGUGGCACGUGUGCUCCAUUUCAGAAGUGUCGCACAACUAUUUUCUUCGCAGAUCGGACUAUGUGCCGUCCUGCUCUGUG